CACCUGGCGCACUCUCAAGCUUCGUUCUCUCUCUCUCUCUCUCUCUCUCUCAAGUCUCAAUCAAAAUCCACUCUCUCUUUCUCUCCAGCUUCUGAUAAACCCUAGAAAUUUUGGGGAUUCCUUCUCCUUUAGCUCUACCGAAAUUCCCACUUAGAAAAAUUACUCUUCCCAAUUCAAUUGGUGAUCGGUUCAUUCAGCUGAGUUGAUUUUUUUUUUUAAAAAGCCAUGGACGAUACCGAAGAUGAUGCUAGGUAUCCGCCAAAAGCUUACCCCCACAAUCGAGCAAAGAAGUCGCCUUUAUACUCCCACCGUCCGGCAGCCACUUACUACAACCGCCGCGAUUACGUCGAGGACGAGGAGGACGACGAUUUCGAAGACGAGAACGGCGUCGCGUACUCCGACGACGAAGACGACGACGACACCGGCGCCAACGAUUUCGAGCAGAACGAGGAGUACGGGAGGUACCCCAAGAGGCAGAAGCUCAAGAAGUCGGUCCCCAAUUACGAAUUCGUUGCGCGGGCCCCGAGGACGGCGAGCAUUCACAACCACAACCACGGCGGGGAAGCCGAUUUCGCGGUGGAAGGGUGGAGCGAGCAGGAAAAGUUCGUUCUUUUGGAGGUUUGGGGGGAGAGGUUUCUGCAGUUGGGCAGGAACAGCUUGAGGUCCACGGACUGGACCGAGGUGGCCGCGAAGGUUUCCGAGGCGCUGAAGAUCCAGAGGAAUGAAGCCCAGUGCAGGCAGAUGAUGGAUUCUCUGAAGAGGAGGUACAGAAAGGAGAAGGGCAAAGGUGGGUUGAAUUCUAAAUGGGCGUUUUAUAGGAAGAUGGAUAUGCUGAUGAGGCAAGAGAAUGGACAUGUAGGGAGUAGUACUGGUGGGUUUAGUUUGUCUUGUGGUGUGGAUUCAGGGCAGUAUGUUUUUACCGAUACUGGAGUGUAUUUGGAACGUGCCAACAUGAAUGAUGAGAUGAGGGAUAGUCCGUGUGAAUCCGACGAGGAAGAUGAAGAUGAUGAGGAAGAAGAGGAUGCGGGGGAGCUUAGUGGUGAUAUGUUCAAAGGUCUGACUGUGUUGGCGGAUUCGGUUCAUAAGUUCGGCGAGAUAUAUGAGAAGAUAGAGAGCAGUAAGAGGGAACAGAUGUUGGAAUUGGAGAGAAUGCGGGUUGAUUUCCAGAGGGAAUUGGAGUUGCAGAAGAAGCAAAUCUUGGAGAGGGCACAGAGUGAGAUUGCUAAAAUCAGAGAAAGGGAGGAAGAGGAGGAAGAUGAUGAGGAGGAGGAUAGUGAUACGGGUUCUGAUGGUGAUGAUGGUGGUGGUGGUGACAAUGAAGAUGGGGUGGAGACGGAAGGGGACACUGACAGUGGCGGCAAUGAUUCGGGUGUGAAUGUCAGCGAAUAAGGAAAUCCAAGGGUAUUCCACCUUCGACUCUGGAUGCUCGAUAGAGAUGCAGCGGAGUCCUGAACUGGCAGUCUUUUGAAGAAAAAAACAUGCUCUUCUACCCUGCAAAGCCAACAAGUACCUCAAUCCUAGGGAAGCAAACACAGCUAGGGUGUACCAUGUAUUCGAUCAGAGGAAUGGAGAUUGCAUGCUUUCCACGCUCUUGAUUUGAUGGGAAGUUCUGCAAUGACCAGCAUCCAAAAAUAGCUAAAUUUGACUCUUCUGCUGCUGCUCUUUGUAUCAUUUUUUGUACUUCUCACGAGCCCUGUUUCAAUGUUAUUUGUUGUGCAUGUAUCGAAUUACUAAUUAUUUGCAGUCUAAAAGCCCACAUGGAAUCAUGGACUCGUGGUCCUAGGCUUUCGGAACAUAAAAAGAACUAGCUAGAAUUGCUUGCAAAUUGCAGUGAAAGAAUCAGACUUCAUUAUCUUCGUA
This is a messenger RNA of Linum tenue, 1860 nucleotides long. NCBI's taxonomy places the organism in Eukaryota, Viridiplantae, Streptophyta, Magnoliopsida, Malpighiales, Linaceae. The record is from the annotation of a GenBank genome assembly.